AGGUUUUGCCCUUCGGUAUUUUUGUAUCUAUCUAGUAUAGUUCCUGCAAUUUGGCUUUUAGAAUUGGAUAAAGUCGACAGAAGGUUAAAAGCAAAAGAGGAAACUUUUAACAUAACAGCAGUGGCUGGGGCAAACUUGAAGGAACUGAAUAAUUUGAUAGGAUACAAGCUUCCAGAGAUCUCUUUAAGCACAGAAACCUGGAUAACAUUAAUAGAACAAUUUUUAAUGUUGAUCCUUAUUAUUGGAAGGUGGAUGUUGCCAAAAGGAGAUUUAACAAGAGAUCAGCUGAGUCAACUGUUACUGGUUUAUAUCGGAACAGCAGCUGAUAUUAUAGAAUUCUUUGAUUCAUUUAAGGAUGACAAAAUAGCUUCUGAACCAAUCCUAGUUCUUCUAACUCUAGCAAUAUGGUCAUGGAGCUUAAUGCAGUUUACCGUGGUUUUGACAGCAACCAAAUCCAGAAAAUCCCGUCUGACGACAACAGGAAACGUCAUUAAAGGCUCUGGGAGUUGCUGUUCAAUUGAUGUGUGGGGCAUAGCCUUAAACAUAACCCUCCAAGAUGCCCCAUUUUUGGUAUUUAGGCUUCUUCUCAUCACCCACUUCCAAAUUAUUUCCUACAUGAAUGUAUUUUUCACUUGCAAGAACACUUUGGUCAUUCUUCUGCAAAUGUACAGACUUUACGUGGUCUACAGUGAGCACCACAAAGCUAAGAAAAAGGCGAGGAGAGAAGAUUUUGAGCUCACGAAUAUUUCGAUUAUCUCCAAAAAUAAUAUGGAUGAUAGAAGAAGGAGACAUAAAGCAGUGAAGAAAAGAAGUAAAGACAACGACGAGGACGAUUCAAGUGAAUCCAAUAGCGAAGAUGAAACGAAGAAUAGAAAAACUAGAAAAAUGAAAAACAGCAGAAAAGACACUGGCUACUCAACGGGCAGCUCUCACAACAGUUCCAAGAACCACCUAAAAAAACAAAAACACCCAUCCUCCAAAGAAAAGGGCGAACCAAAAAAAUCCAAACAGCAAAAACUGAAAAGAUCCGACAACGAAAACCGAGGCCGAAGAAAAUUGGAGGAGGCAUUUUCCGAGGAAAGCGAAAGCGAUUUUUCACCUCCGGAAGAAAAGAAAAUCGUAAAAGAAAAAUCGCGAGGCAAAGAGAAGAAGUACGAAAAAGAACCAACCGUGUCCAUUUCCACUUCGGACCCUUCGUCAGAAUGACGUCAUCAAUUGGCCAUCAUGGCUAUCUUUUGCUUGUACAUGUUUAUUUUUGUUUGCUGUUUGUUUUUUAUUUAUUGUGGUAUUAAUUCGGAAGGCCUUGUCAUAGCAAGAGUUCAUAGAACGAAUAAAACGCUUAUUUAAUACAAAAUCAAAAAAUAUGGUAGUAUUUUGUGAAAUAAUCGAAAAGAUAUUAAGUACAAUUAUUAUUAAGG
Brassicogethes aeneus is the source of this 1418-nucleotide messenger RNA. Lineage: Eukaryota; Metazoa; Arthropoda; Insecta; Coleoptera; Nitidulidae. The record is from the annotation of a GenBank genome assembly.